Molecule: messenger RNA, 8290 nt
Organism: Trichechus manatus latirostris (Florida manatee)
Lineage: Eukaryota; Metazoa; Chordata; Mammalia; Sirenia; Trichechidae
Gene: PLCL1
Product: phospholipase C like 1 (inactive)
Exons: 7
Coding region: 377-3679 (1100 amino acids)
Biological process (GO): phosphatidylinositol-mediated signaling; lipid metabolic process; release of sequestered calcium ion into cytosol
Molecular function (GO): phosphatidylinositol-4,5-bisphosphate phospholipase C activity
Source: RefSeq, a predicted model, not a curated record
CACGCGCGUACUGGCCCCGGAGGCCGCGCGGCCAGGCUCCCGGUGCCUUUUGUUUGGCGCAGAGCAAGCGUUUACAUCACGUUUCGGACACCUCCCUCUCCUCUUCGCCUCUCCUUCUCGCUCCAGCUUACAUCCCCUCCUACCCCUUCGCCGUCACCCCGCGGGACUGUCGGCCUCCUGGACCAAAGCCCGCGGACGUCUCCACCCGAGCGAUGCCUCCUCUCCAGAAAGUUGCCGCUGCCGCUGCUGCCUCCGGGCGCUGAAACAAAGUCCGGCGGAGCCGCCUCUGGGUGCAUUGCGCUUGUCCGUGCGGGGCGGCUGGAUUCCGCUGCCGGGCGUGCCAGCUCCCCUCGUGGAGUCUGACACGCGCCCCGCCAUGGCCGAGGGCGCGGCCGGCAGGGAGGUUCCGGUGCCGCCCGACGCCGCGGAGGGCGAAGAAGACGCCCGGGUGGGCCCCGACACCGCCUCUGGGGACGGCUUGGCGGUGGGCGCUGCGGGCCAGACGAGAGACCGUCGUGGAGGGGUCGCGUUGCCGGGCGCUGCUGGAGCCCCGGCUGACAGCGAGGCCAGCCUUCUGGAGGCGGUGCGGGCUACCCCCCGGCGCAGCAGCAUCAUUAAGGAUCCUGCAAACCAAAAAUGCGGUGGAAGAAAGAAAACUGUGUCUUUCAGUAGCAUGCCAUCAGAAAAGAAGAUUAGCAGUGCAAGUGACUGCAUCAGCUUCAUGCAGGCUGGCUGCGAACUGAAGAAAGUCCGGCCAAAUUCUCGCAUUUACAACCGGUUUUUUACUCUGGACACAGACCUCCAAGCUCUUCGCUGGGAACCUUCCAAGAAAGACUUUGAGAAAGCUAAGCUUGAUAUUGCUGCCAUAAAAGAGAUCAGACUUGGAAAGAACACAGAAACAUUUAGAAACAAUGGCCUUGCUGACCAGAUUUGUGAGGACUGUGCCUUUUCCAUACUUCAUGGGGAAAACUACGAGUCUCUGGACCUAGUUGCCAACUCAGCUGAUGUAGCAAACAUCUGGGUGUCAGGAUUACGCUACCUGGUUUCUCGAAGUAAGCAACCCCUUGAUUUUAUGGAGGACAACCAGAACACGCCAAGGUUCAUGUGGUUGAAAACAGUGUUUGAAGCAGCAGAUAUUGAUGGCAAUGGGAUUAUGUUGGAAGACACCUCUGUAGAGUUAAUAAAACAACUCAACCCUACCCUGAAGGAAUCCAAGAUCAGGUUAAAGUUUAAAGAAAUCCAGAAGAGCAAAGAGAAACUAACUACUCGAGUGACAGAAGAGGAAUUUUGUGAAGCUUUCUGUGAACUUUGCACCAGGCCAGAAGUGUAUUUCUUACUUGUACAGAUAUCUAAAAACAAAGAAUAUUUGGAUGCCAAUGAUCUCAGGCUCUUUUUGGAAGCUGAGCAAGGAGUCACCCACAUCACUGAGGAUAUGUGCUUAGACAUUAUUCGGAGAUAUGAACUUUCUGAAGAGGGGCGUCAAAAAGGAUUUCUUGCCAUUGAUGGCUUUACUCAGUAUUUGUUGUCACCAGAAUGUGACAUUUUUGAUCCUGAGCAAAAGAAGGUUGCCCAAGAUAUGACUCAGCCAUUAUCUCACUACUAUAUCAAUGCCUCUCACAAUACCUAUCUGAUCGAAGACCAGUUCAGGGGGCCAGCAGAUAUUAAUGGGUAUGUUAGAGCUUUGAAAAUGGGCUGUCGAAGCAUUGAACUCGAUGUAAGUGAUGGUCCAGACAAUGAACCAAUCGUUUGUAAUCGAAAUAAUGUGACAACACAUCUUUCCUUUAGAAGCGUCAUAGAGGUAGUAAACAAAUUUGCUUUUGUUGCUUCUGAAUACCCACUCAUUCUCUGCUUGGGGAAUCACUGCUCCCUACCACAGCAGAAGGUAAUGGUUCAACACAUGAAAAAGAUCUUUGGCAAUAAACUCUAUACAGAAGCACCUUUGCCAUCUGAAUCCUACCUCCCUUCCCCAGAAACAUUGAAAAGAAAGAUCAUCGUGAAAGGAAAGAAAUUGCCUUCUGAUUCAGACAUUUUAGAGGGGGAAGUAACAGAUGAAGAUGAGGAAGCUGAAAUGUCUCGAAGGAUGUCAGUGGACCACAAUGAGGAGCAGAAACAAAUAUGGCUCUGUAGGGAGCUCUCUGAUUUGGUAUCUAUUUGUAAAUCUGUUCAGUACAGGGAUUUUGAACUGUCCAUGAAAAGCCAAAACUAUUGGGAAAUUUGCUCAUUCAGUGAAACAGAGGCCAGCCGAAUUGCAAAUGAAUACCCAGAGGAUUUUGUAAAUUAUAAUAAGAAGUUCUUAUCAAGAGUCUAUCCAAGUGCCAUGAGAAUCGAUUCCAGUAACUUGAAUCCACAAGACUUUUGGAAUUGUGGCUGUCAGAUUGUGGCAAUGAAUUUUCAGACUCCAGGUCCAAUGAUGGACCUUAACACCGGCUGGUUUCUUCAAAAUGGAGGAUGUGGUUAUGUUCUAAGACCUUCUAUCAUGCGAGAUGAAGUUUCUUACUUUAGUGCAAAUACAAAGGGCAUUGUACCUGGGGUUUCUCCUCUAGCCCUUCAUAUUAAGAUCAUCAGUGGUCAGAAUUUCCCAAAGCCCAAGGGAGCUUGUGCCAAAGGGGAUGUCAUAGAUCCCUAUGUUUGUAUAGAGAUUCAUGGAAUUCCUGCAGACUGUUCAGAACAAAGAACUAAAACUGUACAACAAAACAGUGAUAAUCCUAUCUUCGAUGAAACUUUUGAGUUUCAGGUUACCCUACCUGAGCUGGCCAUGAUCCGUUUUGUUGUUCUAGAUGAUGACUACAUUGGGGAUGAGUUUAUAGGACAAUAUACGAUACCGUUUGAAUGUCUGCAGCCUGGAUAUCGACAUGUUCCCCUGCGUUCUUUUGUGAGUGACAUCAUGGAGCACGUAACCCUUUUUGUACACAUAGCAAUAACUAAUCGAAGCGGAGGAGGGAAGGCACAGAAGCGCAGUCUUUCAGUGAGAAUGGGGAAGAAAGUUCGGGAAUACACCAUGCUCAGGAAUAUUGGCCUUAAAACCAUAGAUGACAUCUUUAAGCUAGCAGUUCAUCCCUUACGAGAAGCCAUAGAUAUGAGAGAAAAUAUGCAGAAUGCGAUAGUGUCUGUUAAGGAGCUGUGUGGACUCCCUCCAACUGCCAGUCUGAAGCAGUGCCUGUUGACCCUGUCUUCUCGACUCAUCAGCAGUGACAAUACUCCCUCAGUCUCUCUUGUGAUGAAAGAGAAUUUUCCUUACUUGGAGCCUCUGGGGAUGAUUCCAGAUGUACAGAAAAAGAUGCUAGCUGCUUAUGAUCUGAUGAUUCAAGAGAACCGGUUUCUCAUAGAAAUGGCAGACACAGUCCAUGAAAAGAUUUUACAGUGUCAGAAAACAGGGAUGGAAUUCCAUGAAGAACUUCAUAAUCUGGGGGCAAAAGAAGGCUUGAAAGGAAGAAAACUCAACAAGGCAACUGAGAGUUUUGCUUGGAACAUUACAGUAUUGAAGGGCCAAGGGGAUCUGUUGAAGAAUGCCAAGAAUGAAGCCAUAGAAAACAUGAAGCAGAUCCAGCUGGCGUGUUUGUCCUGUGGACUGAGUAAAACCCCCAGCAGCAGUGCAGAUGCCAAGAGCAAGCGUAGCCUGGAAGCGAUAGAAGAGAAGGAAAGUGGGCCAAGGGGAUGUGUUGAAGAAUGCCAAGAAUGAAGCCAUAGAAAACAUGAAGCAGAUCCAGCUGGCGUGCUUGUCCUGUGGACUGGGUAAAGCCCCUAGCAGCAGUGCAGAUGCCAAGAGCAAGCGUAGCCUGGAAGCGAUAGAAGAGAAGGAAAGUGGUGAGGAGAACGGGAAGCUGUGAGCCUGAGCAGCAUCAGCACGUUCACCAAUCCUUCCUGUCAAGAACUCUGUUUUCUCUUUCUGUUUUUUCUUUCUUUCCACUUUUAGAAGUUCACAAAAGGAUGCCCUCAGUGGGGUGUUGGACAUAAACAGAUAUUUUCACAGUGUCAGUAUUUUAAUGCAGUUAAUUUAUCUAAGUUAAAUCUUUAAUAGCAGUGUUUUAAAAUCUAAGAUGUGUGUGCACACCAAUGUGUGGAUGUGUGUGGAGGUGUAUGUGUGUGUAUGUGUGUGUGUGAAAUCCUGUAAAAUCUAUUCUGUGUUUCAUUAUUCAUUUGGUAAGUUAUUCCUUUAUUAUUUUGGGGCAAACUUGUUCACUUGAAAUUCUAAAGAGCACUUAAUGUAACCUGUUGCUGUGUUUCAUUUUAUUUCUUAGUCAUUUAAUUUAGAAGUCUUAACAUAGGUUACUAUUGAAGGAAACAAAAUUUACCAAUGUCUAGAUGUUUUGAUAGAUUAAAAUAUAUAUUAGAAAAAUUCCUAAGAAUCACAGUAGAAAUACAAGUGAAUGAAAGAUAAACAAAUGAUCAGAAUUUUUGGAAAGAUUAGCAGUCAUUUAUUGUUAGUGAACUGUUGAAAAUAUUUAUUAAACAAAUUCAAUUUUUAGAAAGAAAAUUUCUGUAGUAGCUUACUAACAGAUACGAUUUCAGUUGAAAAGCUGAUCAUAAGUGAAUUUAUACCCACCUAUGUGGUACUCUUAAUUAAACACAGUGGAAGUGGUGUUGUAAUUAGGAUUCUGAUAUGACAAUAACAUUCAGUUGUGAAAUUCCAGGGCUGAGAUUUGUAGGAAGGUGUUUUCUUCCAAACUGGGAGUCUAGCAUUCAUUUUUUGUAACAGACAUUAACAUCUGAGAAGUCUUGGCAUUGAUUAUAUUUAAUUUAGGGUACUAAAUUUACAUUUAAAGACAUUGUUCAAACAAUGUGUCAUCAUAUUGAGCAGAUAUAAAUUCUGUGGGUCAGAUAAUAUCUUCGUGACGAUUUAAGAACUAUCUGAUUAUACAACAUCUGUGAUAUAAUUUUAACACAUGCAGAGAAACACACACAAAAAGAAAAAAAUGACAAAUUAUAAUUGCAUCUAGAUAAUUUUCACCCCAAUGUCUUCAUAAACUACUUUAGUGUGAUAUGUUUGUUACCUCCAACAGGACUAAAUGUUCUAUGGUUAUGAAAGAAUAUAUUUAUUUAAAGCAUUGCUUUUAUUUUGAAAAGCUUCGUAAUUAAUUUUAUUAACAAAUAUGCUAAUUUGGGGAACUUAGGGAAGAUAAUUGUUGAAAUUUUGCAAUUUUAAAAGGUCUUCUAUAGCUACUGUUAAGUUAUUCUCGACUUCUUAACACUACUAUGUUCAUGUUGUACAUUACUGAAAGAGUAAAGAUGUGAAACACCACUUAUAUUGUUCUUUUUAUUGUGAAUUAAAAAAAUAAUGAAAAUGGGUUAUUAUAUCAAAAAUGUCUCAAAGGGUAUGCUAUUUCAAUGGACCAGAUAUGAUGCAAUUACUCUCUAUGUCUACAACUGGGCACUUGGGAGGGGGGCGUGUACUAGAAACUCAUUUUGAAGCAGGUUUGCAAUGGUAAUAUAAUGGCUUGAAAAAAUUUCUUUAUCCUCCAUUAUGCCUACCUGCCCGUAGAAGGAAAAGUGAAAUGCAGGCAUCUACGCUCCCUAAGAUAAAAAGAGAUGAUACAAACAGAAACAAAACCCAUUUUAUGUCAGCCAAUUGGUUGGUCUAUCCUGUGGACCUUUUCACCACCCUGAAAUCCACUUAGAGAAAUCCAUGCCUUUACUAAUGAGAGGGAGGGGCAGAGAUAAAGAAGAUAAAUGGUAACAAACUCUCAAAGAAUGUUUACUCAUUUCUUUACUUCAGGGCUGAAUCCAAUCUUGGAAGUGGUUUCCCUAGUUUAUCCCAUUUGUCUCUGAGUUCCACUGAUUAGCACCAGACCUACGUAUAUGUAUGUUCUUUGAGAAUAAGAUACAAAGUCCACCUGAUCUAAUGGUAUUUCUGGCAAAGAAUUGUCAGCCAUUCUCUGCUCCGUUCGGCCUGAUUUCAUUGCUAAGGAGUGGUGUGUAGGUCAGGAAGGAGCUUUAGAUACUGAGAGUAGAAGAGUUAAAAGGGUAAAGGCCCUGGGUAGAAUUAGUAAAAACAAAAAUCUUUUGCUUAUUAUGGUUUCCCUACAUUAUUACCUUCUACGGGUGUCUGUCUCCUUUACAGGCUUGAGCUGUCACAGAAGAAACCCUCUUCAAUUGACCGUGUGGUAGAUAUUAAUUCUAUUUUCACUUAUUUACUUUCACAUAACCAGGGGGAUCUGAGGCAGGGAUAGUAGGUAUCAUCAUCGUCAUUUCACAGGUAAGGAAGCCCAUGGCCACUCAGGUAGUGUUCUUAGCUUCCUAGUGCUGCUGUAAUAGAAAUACCACAAGUGGAUGACUUUAACAAACAAAUUUAUUUUCUCACAGUUUAGGAGGCUAGAAGUCUGGAUUCAGGGCACUGGCUCUAGGGGAAGGCUUUCUCUCUGUCGGCUCUGGGGAAGGUCCUUGUCUCUUUUCAGCUUCUGUUCCUCAGUGCUGUGGCCAUCUUCAUGAGGCAUGGCAUCUAUCUUCCCCAAUCUGUGCUUCCUUGCUUCUGUGCGUAAUCUGCUAUUUUUAUAUCUCAGAAGUGAUUGGUUUAAGACACACCCUACACUGGUAUAGUCUCACUGACGUAACAAAGAAAACUCUAUUCCCAGAUGGGAUUAUAUCCAUAUAUUUUGGGGGGAUGCAAUUCAACCCCUAACAGGUAGUAAAUGGAAGAAUUGACUUUGAACUCAGGUCUGUAUGAUUUUAUAUUCAGGAGUAUUUAUUCAUUGAUUUUGAUUUUAAAUUUAGUUCUCAAAAUUUAAAACCAGACUAUUGAUUUUUUCCUUUAUAACCACAGAUAAUAAAGACUUUAUCCUUCUUAUAAUAUUAAUAAUCAAUAUAAAAAUGCAAAAAUAGAAAAAAUGUAUGAAAUAGAAAAAACACUAUUAACAUUUUUAUUUAUAUACUUUCAGACACUUUUAGAGUUUAUACAUAGAAAUAAAUGUUUUCAUAUUUAACAAAAAGGAGAUCAUAUUGCAUAAACUGUUUUUAAGAGCUGUUUAAAACUAACAAUAUCUCAUAGAUAUCUUUCCAUGACAAUAAAAUAUAUACUGUGUACAUUAGAGGUCCCAAUCUUUGGACUAUGUCCAAUCCAUAGGUAACACAUUUUAUUUCGUCACUGAAUCUUUUUCAAAACAUUUUAACAAUAGCAGACUUUUGAAAACCAGGAGAUUUCACAUAAAAAAUUGUAAUUUCCUGCUUUUUAAAAAAUAUUAGAUAUUCUGACACUAGACACACAUAGAUAUACACACAGACCCCUUUUGCUUGGCAUCCAUUAAUUGGAGCUGAGUAAUUGGGUGCCUCUCCAAAUUGGGCAUGUGCUGUCUAGUUUGGCAAAGAGCCCCUGUGGACAUCUGAGGUGGUGAUCCUUGAUCCAAGUCAUCAUUUCCAAUAAUUACGUAGUAUUUUAUUAUGUAAAUUACCAUACUAUAUUUAACCAAUUCUGUAAACUGACCCUACGAAUGCCAGUGACUUUCCAUUAGUCAGAAAAGACUGCCUUAAACUAGCCUAAGCCACAUUUGGCCCACCCCGCAUGUGCAGAAGGGCUAUCUGUGACUGUUAGUUGACUUCAGUAGAGGACACAGCAACAGGUGGAAAAAUCAUCACCCGGACCCCAUCCCGAAGUGAGCGGUGCGACAAGAACCACCUCACCUCCUGUUUCCUGGCCGCCAUAAUUUCUGCAACGUCUUCUCUAUGUAUUCUCUCUAGAAUUUUCCCUCCCCAGUACGCCUGCGUGGCCGCCAUCUUGCUGCCCAAAUCACACAUAAGCCCUGCUUCCCGUAGCUCAUGGAGCUGGAUCUGAAACACUCCCUUCCCGGCUCCUUGCUCUACAAAUUACAAUAAAAUUACUUUCUCUUUCUCAAAGACCGAUGUCCAGAUUAUUGGCAAAUCUGAGCAUGCCAGACAGGGACUCACCUUCCCGGGUUCAGCAGCAAUUUUUUAUUGUUAGGCUUUCUCAGUUUGUUCUUAGAAGCAUUAAGGUAAUAAAAAUGUACUUUUACAAAGUUAACUUUUUCUCUAGGAUAAAUUUCUAAAAGUGGGAAUUGUUGGUCAAAGGAUACUUUUCUUUUUUUAGGGCUUUUGAAAUACAUUGCCAAAUGAUCUCUGAAAAAGUUAUCCAAUUUAAAUUCCCAAAGGAGUUUACGAGGGUGCUCAAAUUAUUGCUGACAAUAACAAUUUUUCUUAUUUUUAUUUUUGCCAAUCUACUAAAUUUCAAAUCUUAUUUCUAUUUUUACCCUCUAGAGAGAUUAACUACGUAUUAAUAAGUAUACUGACUACAAAUAAUUUCCUGUGGAUUGUUUUUUUUUUUGUGUGUGUUUGUUCAUUUUUG